UAAUGGACAAGUUUAGUGAGUUCUAGAUGUGGUGAGAUCAUGAUGUUCUGCUUAAAUAUAUAAGUCCCCUUGCUCAUCCAUUCUGCACACAUAGGUUGGUGGAAACAAUCACCAGCCCAAAGCAAGAGUGAAGACAAGAUCUAUUUCUGCAGCAAACCUAAUUCUGAUAUCAGAGCAAAGAGAGAUGAAGAGUGUUCUCUCAGUGAAGAUUUUGGCAGUGUUGGCUCUGGUUCUACUGGCAUCCAGUGUGAGUGAAGGACGGAUCCUGAGUAAAUGUGAGCUGAAGGCCCAGCUGGAGGCAGCUCUGGGAGCUGUGUAUGGAAAUAUGAAUGUGCCUGUAACUAUAGCCGGAAGUUUACCUGAAAAUCUGACCGGAAGUGUGGCUGGAAAUACAAGUUUACCUGUAAAUGUAACUGGAAGUGUGGCUGAAAAUAUGACAAGAAUUAUGUCUAGAAAUACAAGUGUGCCUGUAACUAUAGCCGGAAGUUUACCUGGAAAUCUGACUGGAAGUGUGGUUGGAAAUACAGGUUUGCCUGGAAAUAUGAUUGGAAAUAUUGCCAGAAAUCUCACAGCCACAAUUGUCUGUACGGUGGAACGCACUUCAAAAUUCGACACCAGCCUUGUCAAAACCAUAAAGAUGAACCACCAUUCCGGCAAACCUCCAGGCAAACCCCAAGUCCAAUCCCUUUCCAAACCAAAUGGACCCCCUUCAGGACGGCCAAAUGAAAAACAAGAUGGAAGACCCGGUAAACCACCUAUGGGCCGCCCAGGUGGACGGGGAAAAAGAUCGCCUGGCAAGUUCGGUGGCAGUUCAGACGAGUCUUCAGAGGAAGUGUCAGGCCCUGCUGGUGUUACCGCUAAACUGUUCGGCAUCUUCCAGCUGAGCGAUGUCGUGGCUUGUGAUUCCGGAUCAAACCCAAGUCUGAACAUCUGCGGCAUGAACUGCAUAGCCCUGACAGAUGAUGACAUCAAGGAUGACAUUGCCUGCCUGAAGACCCUGAUGGACUCACUGAACAAUGUCACGGUUCUUCCACCUCCCCACAAGAAGAUGUUGGAAUUGCUGAACGUAAAGGAGUGUCGCUCUGUCAAUGCCACACAGUACUUUGCAGAGUGUGUCUAAAACUUUCCUCAGACGUGAAGAUUCUGUCAAUCUCCAUUACUGUAGUACACUGUAUUACUGCAGUACAGUACUCCUUAACAGUUUACUGGGUGGGUCUUCUUCUGGACAAGGGAUCUUGGUCUUUCAGAAAGGAGCUAGCGAUAAUGCACUCAAAUUUAGUUGCAUGUGUCAGGUCUUCAACUAACUUCAACUUCAACUAACAUGUCUUUAUUGUGGACUAAUUUCGCUCUUCUAUUCUACUGUAUGCAGCACCUGGAAAAUGUUCUCAGAAUGGCCUCAAUUAAACAGAUCUCUGCUGCUUCAUGUACAAUAACAUACCUCAACCUGAGAGAAUACAAUUAAAACUGUUUAUGAAAGA
This is a messenger RNA of Myxocyprinus asiaticus (Chinese sucker), 1478 nucleotides long. RefSeq lists its product as uncharacterized. Lineage: Eukaryota; Metazoa; Chordata; Actinopteri; Cypriniformes; Catostomidae. The transcript has 6 exons. The record is from RefSeq and is a predicted model, not a curated record. The coding region runs from base 185 to 1120 and encodes 311 amino acids.